Molecule: messenger RNA, 2154 nt
Organism: Nanorana parkeri
Lineage: Eukaryota; Metazoa; Chordata; Amphibia; Anura; Dicroglossidae
Product: colorectal mutant cancer protein-like
Exons: 16
Coding region: 1-2100 (699 amino acids)
Source: RefSeq, a predicted model, not a curated record
AUGCGACGGGGGGAAUGGAGAAGCCGACGGACCAGGGGAAGACAGCAGCAGAGCUCUAUAAGCAGCACUGUGGUGACAGCGGCCAUUGCCAUACAGCGCAAGCUGCAUUCCACUUUAACUACAAGCUUUGAAAACAGAUGGAGGAAGAGACGAAACCCCUUCCUAGUAGAGGAAUGUCCGCGUCUCCAGAUCACGUCCUGUUUCCUUCCCUUGUUCCCAGUCACUUGUGGACUGGUGGACACAAUGGUCGACUUAAACAUGAGAGAACACCAAAAUGAUGCUUUCUUGCAGUUACAAGAUGUCCUUUCUUCUCUGGAGACAUGUGUAUUGUCCUGGAGGACUCCAUCAAGAGAUAAGUCAAGGGAUGAAAGUGAAACAACUCCCCAGAAUGUACCUCUCGCUACUGAUGUUUUACCCUCUGGAGUCAUACAGGAACUGAGUCAGAUAGCACCUACAAUAUCUCUGAAUGAAGAUCCCAGGACUCUAAAUUCAGAAAUCCAACAUUACAAGGAGGAUAAUGCUGUCCUAAGAGGCAAACUUAGGCUCACAGACAGGGAACUGGAUAGGUCAAGAGCCACACUCAAACUGUUCACGGAGGAAAAGGAGAUGCUACAAAUAAAGUUUAAGAGGUUGCAAGACAUUUUUCAGGAUGAUGAGUUGUUCCCUCAAAUCUCUCCACCUACCAGUCCCUGCUCUGAAGAAAUGUAUAAUGUGACUUCUGAAUCUGAGUCACCCAUUCCAUUACAGCCUUGUCAGGGCCCUGUGAGAGUGCUGCACAAUGUCAUUCAGUAUGUUCAGAGUCUCCCUGGAUCCCAGUCUUCACUAACUUCUACUUCUGAUAUCCACUCAAGUAGCCUGGAAACUGAAAUGAGACGGUUAAAAAGGUACCUUGACCAUGUCAAAGAACUGAAUGACCAGCUCAGUGCAACCCUAGAAGAAUGUAAGACUGAUUCAGAAAAGCUCAGUAUGCACCUUGGAAAACUGGAAUCCACUUGCACAGCUUUGAGACUCGCCCUGCAAGCCAGUGAAAGAUGCCUGAAGACAUACAGUGUGUUGUUGGCCCUUGCUGAAGCAAAGGGGGAAAUCCUACUGAGUCAAGUAACUUCAGAUCUUUUAAAUUCAGGUUGGAGCCUGCUACCAAAAGACUUGGAAAUAAAAACUAAGCUGUUCAUGAUGGAGGUAAGGAAAAGUUUCCGGAAAGAAAGUCUUAAUAUAGAACCAGAAAAAAGAAGCACAGAGGACCAAGCAAUUGACAGGCUGUAUGCUCCCUGGCUUAGUGAAGAAGAUGAACAGAUGCUAAAAGACUAUAUCCAGUCCCUUAAGUGGGAUCUGUCAUCUGUUACUGUGUUGGAGCACACGUCCAUUGACACUGCACAUAGAAGGGAAGUUGCUCAUUGUGCACACAUUAUCAAGGCUAAGGUUGAUGAUGCCAUCAAGGUCUCAGUGGAAGCUUCACCAUGCUUGCCAGAGAAACCUGCCAGGGCACAGAUUGUGCAGGAAUUGAUGGAAACUAAGAAGGGGCUAUCUGAGCUGAAGGCCUGCCUUCAGAUACUACAGACGGAGAAGCGAGCCUUGGAGCUGCAGUGUUUAACCCAAGAACAUGAGAAUGCAUACAUGCUCAUCAGAGACCAUCUGCAGUUGGAGCAGAGUGAGUGGAUGAACAAAGAGAAGGAUUCUGCCCAAUACAUGAAGGAUGAACAGAAGAAGCACAUGGGUUGUGAAAGAGUAUCACAGAGUCAAAGCAAGAAUUUACCAUCCUCACCUGUUAUGCAGCAACUACUAGAGUCUUUAAAACAAAACGGCGAAACAAAAGAACGAGUUGAAAGCAUGAUGUCAGAAUUGGACAAGAUAGCUGGUGAAGUCCAUGGUCAGAAUAUCCAGUCUGCACAAACAAUCAAAGAUUUCUUUAAGGCCCACAGGAAUCUUUUCCUCACAUACAAGAAUGCAUGCAGGAAAUACCAGGAGCAGCAGCACAAACUGGAGUCUCAGGUUGCACUGAUAUCACAGCAUCAAUGUCAACAAAUACAGAAGCUGAUGGAAACUAUCCAGAGUCUGCAGAGGAAGAAAGCAGAGAGGGAUACAGGAGAGACAUCGUUAUAGUAGCAGAUCUCACCAGGGUCUUGGGUUUUAUACAGUUCUUGAGGAGUCCCUAUA